CAAAACACUUUUCGAUCUCCAUAUACAGCAGAUAAAAUUAAGUUUGAAGAUAAUGAAGCUCAAGGGAUAUCAAAGAUGAUUAAAAAGCUUGCGGCAAAGCAUAUAGCUCCAGUAUAUGCUGAUUACUACUUAGUUAAUUAUAUUACAGGUGAAUGCACUUGCCUUGAUUUUAUCUGGCAUGGAUCAUUUCAUAAUUUCUGUAAGCAUGGUUAUGCGGCACAUGAAUAUGUAUCUAUAAAAUCGAAUGAAAAAUCAGUUGAUCAAAUAAAAAAUGAGCUGGUUCAAUAUUUUCGAAAUAAAGAACGAACAAUAUCACCUAAUAUGAAAAAUAGAGUAAUCUAUAAUGGAACUAAUGAAAAAGCUUUUGCAGAAAUUUUGCGCGAGCAUCAAAAAAAUGGAGAUAAUAUUUUUUUUUCAACUGUGAAGCAAAUUAAUAAAAACGAUCCUUAUAGACCUAGUGAACUUCCAAAACGAAAACAUACUACUGUUGGCUUGUCAAAAGUUAAUAUCGAAACAAAGAAUCAAAUAGCUAUUGAAAAUGAAGCUUUAAAUAAUCAUCAUGAUACUUAUACAGAAGAUAUUAGCACAAUUACUUUAAAUAAUAGUGAAACCAAUCUUGAUAAUUCGAAUAAGUUAUCCAUUAUAAUGGAAGAUUGUAAUGAUCAAGAUUCAAUGCUAAUGCCAAGCUCUAGUAAUAAUAUUUCAGAAUCAGCGUUCACUUCCUCUAUUCAACCCAAAUCAAGGAAU
Cetraspora pellucida is the source of this 747-nucleotide messenger RNA. Lineage: Eukaryota; Fungi; Glomeromycota; Glomeromycetes; Diversisporales; Gigasporaceae. The record is from the annotation of a GenBank genome assembly.